AUUUUUGCUUUUUUUUUUUUUUUUUUUUUUUCGUUUUUUUUUCUUUUUUUUGUCUUAAGCUCAAAAGAAUCUGUGUCUACUACGUUCUUAAGUAAAAACAGCUUACACAACAGCCUUAAAUUCGUAGUAUACAUUUAACCACGUAUCUAUCACAACUCCUCGUACUACUCUCUCCCUCGUUCUCGUCCAUACCAUUUUUUUUUUCUUUUUUUUUUUUUUAUCGUGGCGCGAUGUCUAUAUAUCCUACUACUAUACCGUCCUGGAGUCGAAAAGCAAGAACUGACCGAUUUCGUGUUGUUAAUUUUUCUCUUUGCUCCAUAACCGUUUCAGAUGUCGGUGGUGCCUUUGAUAUUUCGUGACUGGUGGGACGAUUUCGAUCGACCUGUGUCCCGAAUAAUGGACCAACACUUCGGCAGAGGGCUGAAUCGCGACGACCUGAUAUCAAGGUUCUCCGAACUCAGCAACCUCGACAGACCUCUUCGCUCGAUAUUUCGCGACAGGUACUACCGUCCAUGGAGGAACGUGGUACGUCAGCAAUCGGGCGGAGCAAGCACGAUUCAGAUCGACGGCAAGGACAAUUUCCAGGUAAUACUGGACGUUCAACAAUUUUCACCGGAGGAGAUCACGGUGAAGACGGUCGGUAACAACGUUAUUGUCGAAGCCAAACACGAGGAGAGGCAAGACGAGCACGGAUUUGUCAGCAGACACUUCAUACGGAGAUACGUCUUGCCUCCAUCUCACGACGUGAUCGAUAUUACCUCGAGCCUUUCUUCGGAUGGUGUUUUAACUAUCACGGCACCCAAAAAGGGAGAAACGCCUAGCGAAACUGGACGAAUCAUCGAUAUCGUGAAAACAGGAGAACCAGCAAGUAAACCAAUCAAAGUAGAAACGACCACGGAAGAAAAGUAAUAUUGCCCCCGAAAUAUUUUCUAACGCAAUAAUUAUCCAUUAUUUUUUACAUUUAAGCAUUACGUAGUCAUACGUAUUACCAUAAUGUA
Molecule: messenger RNA, 998 nt
Organism: Eufriesea mexicana
Lineage: Eukaryota; Metazoa; Arthropoda; Insecta; Hymenoptera; Apidae
Product: protein lethal(2)essential for life
Exons: 3
Coding region: 331-909 (192 amino acids)
Biological process (GO): protein refolding; response to heat
Cellular component (GO): cytoplasm; nucleus
Source: RefSeq, a predicted model, not a curated record